UUUGACCAAUGAAUUCAGGUCCCAAAGCAUCGAAACCGAGCAAGCCCACUUCCCGAUCCCCGUCGUCACCAUGUCAUCGUCGGCGGCGAGUGGCGUCGCCUUUGGCUUCCUCGCGUACAUGCUCUGGGGCUUCCAACCCGCGUACUGGAAGCUGCUGGAAGACAUGGACUCGUACCAGCUGGCCAUGCACCGCGUCGUCUGGUCCGGGCCCAUCGUGCUGCUCGUGCUCGCGGUCCGUCGGGACUUGCCCGCGUUUGCUGCCGUGCUGCGCCAGAAAGCCAUGUACCAGACGUAUGCCGUGACGGCGCUCUUGCUCAGCGCCAAUUUUUUCCUCUCGCUAUGGGCUGUGAACGUGGGCUACGUUCUUCAAAUGAGUCUCGGCUUCUUCAUCAACCCUCUCGUGACCGUGCUCCUCGGCGUCGUCUUUCUCCACGAGAGCUUGGCACAAGUGCAGUGGUGCGCCAUCGGGCUCGCAGCCAUCGGCGUCGUCGUCGUCACGGUCGGCGAAGGCGAGUUCCCGUCCGUCGCCCUCUCGAUUGCGUUUGUCAAUGGUGUCUUCGUGCUCCUUCGAAAACUCGCGCCCCUCAACGGCCUUCUUGCCACCGCCAUGGAGAUCUCAAUGAUGACGGUGCCUGCGGCCAUGUACCUGGUUUGGUGCGAGGUCCAGGGCACGGGUGUUUUUGGCCACGUGAGCUUUGGCUCGGAGCUACUCAUCGUCGGCUGCGGCGCGUGGUCUGUCGUGCCGCUUUUGCUGCUGAGCCUCUCAAUCGACCGCAUUCCGCUCGUGAUCCUCGGCGUGUUGCAGUUCAUCGGACCGACGCUCAAUACGCUCCUCGGCCUCUUUGCCUUUGGCGAGGUGCCAUCGCAGAGCCUUGUCAUUGGGUUCACGUGCGUCGUCUUGGCGCUGAUCGUGUUUACGUAUACAAGUCUCUCGCCGCCCACGAAAGGCGAUGAGAAGGCGCCGUUGCUGCCGCAAAAGGCCGUGUCGUAAUAGAGUAUUCUGCUGUUGCA
Saprolegnia diclina VS20 is the source of this 1011-nucleotide messenger RNA. RefSeq names its product RarD protein. Bases 71 to 991 code for a protein of 306 amino acids. NCBI's taxonomy places the organism in Eukaryota, Oomycota, Saprolegniomycetes, Saprolegniales, Saprolegniaceae. The record is from RefSeq and is a predicted model, not a curated record. Gene Ontology annotation, cellular component: plasma membrane. The transcript has a single exon.